CCCUAACGUUAUCGACGCUUUGCCAGCCCUAGUCUGUGAGUGUUCGCUGCGAAAAAAUAAAGAAAUUGAAAAAUAAAGGCGUUUCAAAUAAAAAGUGCAGCGAUUCGCGAGCGGCGACAGGUGAAGUGUUCCCAAGGAAAACGCAUUUAGCGGCAGCGAGUGGAAAACACAGUGCGCCCUCGGUAGCAGUGACGGCGGUCCCGAACGUACAGAGAAACCAGGAGAUUUCCGCUCAAAAAAGCAACAAUUGAACGCACGCAACUCGGCGGAAGGAGCGAGCGAGAGAGGGAGAGGCACAAACACCAGCACACACUCACACUCCCACACACAGACACACACUCACGUACACGGCACAAAGGUUAUCAACAGCAAAAGCAACAACAACAAACAACUUACUUUAAAUGUAAAAACAUAUAUUAACUAAAAUCUAAAAAAAACAACUGAGAAACAAACUGCAACCGACAAGCAAUCGCCGAACAACGCCUAAAAAAAACUAGUGAUUUUCGAGGGAGAACAGAGGAAGAACCUAGAACGUAUAACCCACCUACCUGGCCUACCUGCAUUUCGGGUCUCUUCCCUAGAACUUAGCACAAAUCGAGAUUUAUACAUAUAGAGGAUAUCGCAGCCAGACAGCCAGUUAGCCAGCCAAGAUGCGUGAGUACAAAAUCGUGGUCCUUGGAAGCGGCGGCGUGGGAAAAUCAGCGCUGACGGUCCAGUUUGUCCAGUGCAUCUUCGUGGAGAAGUACGAUCCCACCAUCGAGGACAGCUACCGGAAGCAGGUGGAGGUGGACGGGCAGCAGUGCAUGCUGGAGAUCCUGGACACGGCGGGCACGGAGCAGUUCACCGCCAUGCGGGAUCUGUACAUGAAGAACGGCCAGGGAUUCGUGUUGGUCUACUCGAUUACGGCGCAAUCGACGUUCAACGAUCUGCAGGACCUGCGAGAGCAGAUCCUGCGGGUCAAGGACACGGACGAUGUGCCCAUGGUCCUUGUGGGCAACAAGUGCGACCUCGAGGAGGAGCGCGUCGUCGGCAAGGAGCUGGGCAAGAACCUGGCCACCCAGUUCAACUGCGCCUUCAUGGAGACCUCAGCCAAAGCCAAAGUGAAUGUGAACGAUAUUUUCUACGACCUGGUCCGGCAGAUCAACAAGAAGUCGCCCGAGAAGAAACAGAAGAAGCCGAAAAAGUCCCUAUGUGUUCUGCUAUAAGACUUCCAAAAAACAAAAACCGUAAAAAGCAAAAAACAGAGAGGAGGAGCAAAAGGAUAUAUAGAGGAGGGAGGAGCAAAAGUAUAAGCGUAAAGUAAAGAUUUUCAAUUUUUUUCGUUCUCGUUUCGUUUUUGGAUCCGAAGGCAAUUGUCGAAAAAUUGAAAUAACCAAUCUACUAUAUAUAUACAAAGCAAAACAACAAAACUUAAACUGACAAAUGUUUUUAACUGUUUCAAGUUUUUGUAAUUAUUACCAUUUACUACUAUUAUGAUUGUACUAUUUUUCGCUGAUUAACCAUUAAUGCAUAUGGGGAAUUAUUAUAUAUAUAUCUACAUAUUUAAAUAUAUUUGUCGUUCGUUUUUGAGCCGUUUUUUAAAUUAUGCAACAAGUGAAACAUUCGUAAACUAAAACAUUCGUAUUUAUUGAUUCUUUUCGAUUGUACUCUACACAUCUACAACUACUUAUACACGAGAGAACCCAACCAACAACAAAUAUAUCCUAAAAUAGAACCGAAAACAACAUUCAAAACAAGAAAAACCCAAAAUCAAAUUAAGCUAAACUAAAUUGUACGCCUAAAAGAUAACAAAUUCCACAAAAGAAAUGAGCAAAUAAAUCGAGAAGGGAAAUGAAUCAUGAAUAAGGAACAUAUUUUAUAAAAAUAUUGUAUGCAAAUGAUGUCAAAAUGUUGCAAACAACCAGAAGUAAUGAGCCCAUUUAGAAAUUAGUUUAAAACAAAUUUACAAGUAAUUGUUUAGCAUGAUCAAUUGCAUCCACAAUUUAAUACAUCCCACACACACACACAUACCAGCCACAUCCCACACACACACAUUCACAGCCACACACUCACACACUGACACAUUUCCGGCGAGCUCUCAGAGAGCGAAAAAGCAAGGAGGAAGCGGAAAUGAGAGGGAUUGCCAUGGCUCACUUCCGCUUCCUGGUAAAAUCAAGAACAACAACAACAUCAAGCACAGAGACAGCCACAAAUUAUAGUAUAUUUAAUACUUAAGGAAUGGUUAAACAUAAAACUGUCGUGUCAAUCCCAAAAUGAAAAGAAACCUAAAAACGAAGUAAUUUACAAAUAUUUCAUAAUAAACAUUGCAUAAACUUCGCGUA
Drosophila suzukii is the source of this 2321-nucleotide messenger RNA. It is a transcript of the gene Rap1, whose product is annotated as RAS oncogene family member Rap1. Lineage: Eukaryota; Metazoa; Arthropoda; Insecta; Diptera; Drosophilidae. Gene Ontology annotation, cellular component: plasma membrane. Gene Ontology annotation, molecular function: GTP binding; GDP binding; GTPase activity. Gene Ontology annotation, biological process: cellular response to cAMP; negative regulation of synaptic vesicle exocytosis; Rap protein signal transduction. The record is from RefSeq and is a predicted model, not a curated record.